Thunnus maccoyii (southern bluefin tuna) is the source of this 2580-nucleotide messenger RNA. RefSeq names its product adrenomedullin b (gene admb). Gene Ontology annotation, molecular function: hormone activity; adrenomedullin receptor binding. Gene Ontology annotation, biological process: positive regulation of heart rate; regulation of systemic arterial blood pressure; adrenomedullin receptor signaling pathway. Gene Ontology annotation, cellular component: extracellular region. Lineage: Eukaryota; Metazoa; Chordata; Actinopteri; Scombriformes; Scombridae. The transcript has 4 exons. The coding region runs from base 275 to 796 and encodes 173 amino acids. The record is from RefSeq and is a predicted model, not a curated record.
CUGUCUACAUGUGGGGUGGACGGGGUUGACAUGAACUGUCCCACAGUCCCUCCCACUGGGUCUGGUAUUCAGGUACAGCUCCCUCCCUCUUUCUAUAAAGCCUCUCAUGUUUGCAGUGUAAACUUCAGACUUCAACUCAUGGUAAACUCUUUACAACCUUGGAAAAAAACAAAACAAAACACCAAAAUCUGCUAAACUGUAAACAACACACUUGGAUGUGCACCAUAAAUUCUCCUCAUCACGUUGUAAGUUAGAGCCUGAGCUCCCAGCCAAAAUGAGAUUAGCCCUGCACACUGUCAUCUGCUGCUGUGUUUUCACCAUGGUGCUGCCACUGGUUAAAGGUGCCACAGGGGACUUCAACAGCAGCCUGAAAAAAAGGUUCAGAGUAUGGAUGCAGAGCCGUAUGAGGAGAGACCUGCGCAACAGUGUCGAGACAGCCAGUGAGCAGUACUCUGACAUCCACAUGGGACCACAGCAGGACGGAAAUGCGAAAACUGUCUCACUCUCAUCAAGCUUUGGGUUAAAUAUCAGACCCAGGAGGUCAACAUCAACCAAAUCAUCCGGCUGUGUCCUAUUCACAUGCUCAUACCACGACCUGCUCCACCGACUGCACCAGAUUAGCCAGCAGAAAGAUGCCAAUGCCCCUGAGAACAAGAUCAGCUCGAAAGGCUACGGGCGCCGACGCCGCUCACUCCCGGAUGUCACUCAGCUUGCCCUCCUGACAGGAAGACAGAGAUGGAGCACUGAAGCUGGUCAACGAGUCUACAUUCACAAACGCACAGGCACAGUGGCCUAAGACCGGCACGGAAAGGCAGAGGAGAAUCCUUGUUGGGGUUAUUUGCUCACAGCAGAUGAAGAUAAGUCCCCUCAGAGGUUUUUUUCCAGAGACUUACUACUAGAUAUGCAGAAAGAACAGCUGCUCUAUCUGUACAGCCCAUCAGAGGAAACUUUGCUCAGGUCACUCUGGGAGAUUCCACUAAUAGAUACUGUGUGUGCAUGCUUAGGUGCAGGUUUCAGUAUGUCUGAACAAGUGUGUGAUUUAUGGUUGAAUUCAAGUCAGACCUGUGGGACUUCACAGGAAUGUCUGUCUCUUCUUUAGCUUCCAAAGUGAACUUGGCUGCUGAGACUGAAGACAAUUCCUGAAGAUCUUCUCCGAAACACUCAUGAACUGAGGAGGAACCGAGGCUGAGACAGGGGAGUCUUUUUUUUUUUUUUUUUUUUUUUUCCUUAUGAAACUGACAUUACUGGACCCCAAACUGUCACACGCAGGAUUCUCCCAACAAGGAACUGAAUAGGAUGAACUGCUUGUAAAGUGCAAUUUAUAAAAUACGUACUAAGCAUAUUCAUAGUUAAAAAUGUAAUUAACAGCUUGUAUAUAAGGAAAUAUAAAGUUACCUUAUAUUUAAUCAUAUAAUACAACUAUAUUUUUAUACAGCCAAUACACAUAUUAAACAUGUUAUUUUUAACUUCAAUGAAGUAUCUGGUGUAUCGUAACUGUGUAAAUAGUUAUUUUGUCCUAUAUUCUUCAUGUGCAUUAAGUAUCUUAUCACUGAGUUAUGUGUUAUAUAAACUGCGUUAUUGUGUUGAUUAUACCUUACUGGAAAUUAAUCAUAUUAGAGACAUUUUAAGGUCAUUUGUUUGGAUGGUGAAAGUCAAACAUGAAAUUGUAAAAAACAAAAACAAACAAAAAAAAAAACCCAACUCAAGCAAAAGGGGUUAGUUAGUUUUUGGCUGGACUUUGGAUGUCAUGGAAAGUGACUGAGAGUCUCUUUUUACUAUAAACUAGAAGAACCGAUGAUCUGAUCAAAGUGUUGUGCUGCCAUCUAGCUUUAAAGUAGGCUACAUGUUAACAAAUCAAGGCCAAGCUAUUUUGAAAUCAAUGUGGCCUCAACAAAGCACUUAGUAUGUUAAAUGUUUCAUCUUAAAAGCCUUAGUUUUGACAUUUAUCUGCUUCUUUAUUUGAAUGUAAUAAAUCCUAAUUUAGCCAUAAUUCAGUUGAAAUUACUUGAAAUGGUAUUAGGUAACAUGAUUUGUGUCCUCUUGUGGUAAACACAGCAGGAAUUGUAAUAGUUUUCAGCUGGCAGUGAAGUCCUUGUUUCAGAAAUAAAUGAAUGAACUUAAAGCAACUUUGAUGUCAUUUGGUGACCUAAUACUAGUAAUAUUCUGCUUGUGCGUGUGUGUGUGUGUGUGCCAGUGUUAGAGGAUUCACAGGCAACACAGUGUCCUGUGUAAUUUUAUGAUGUACGUGUAGAAAACAGGAUUAAACCCUGAGUUUUUAAAGUCAAAAAAGCUGUGCAUGCCAUUCUAAAAAUAAGAACUUCAUCAGAAGAAACGUCUAAAAGCAACACAUGAAAUUAAAUUAAUUUGACUUGGGCCGACAUACAAUUGUGUAAUCACGACAUUUCAGCAAUAUUAAUUACCCUUUGGCAAAGACAAAAUCUAAGUUUUGAUGAAUGGACAGCAGUGUGUUCCUCAGCAAAUCAGGAACACUGAGGAGGACCAGAUAGAAAUAUUAAAUCACUAUGGAAUUUGACCUCCACUGAUAGUGCAGAGUGGCCACUCUCUCCGGAAAUUACACAC